AGAGGAGGCGGCAGCUCGACGUGACGUCUCCCUUUAAUGACUGACUGUGCCCUGACAUCCAGAGAAUGACAUCAUCGACGUUGUGAACGGGCGCGUUGUUAAGUAACGAGAGAGGGGGGAGACAGACUCGCGAGGGGGAGGAGGAGGAGGACGGCCGAGCUGCUGGAGCUUUCAGGGACUAUCAACAGGGAGUGCGAGCCGACGACAGAGCUGAGAGCCGGGGGUAUGAGAGCCACAAUCCGCGCCCAUCCUCCCCAGCGCAGGCCCGUGUCCGACUGACAACCACCGGAUCAGAACCGCCACCGAACCAGCUCUCCGACGGACCCGGUAUCGGCGACAACUUGCAAACAUGGAGCUGAGAGUGGGGAACAAGUACCGGCUCGGGCGGAAAAUAGGGAGCGGCUCCUUUGGCGACAUUUACCUUGGUGCCAACAUUGCCACCGGUGAGGAGGUAGCCAUCAAGCUGGAAUGUGUGAAGACCAAACACCCACAGUUGCACAUUGAAAGCAAGUUCUACAAGAUGAUGCAGGGAGGAGUGGGUAUUCCGUCGAUAAAGUGGUGCGGUGCAGAGGGAGACUACAACGUGAUGGUGAUGGAGCUGCUUGGACCCAGUCUGGAGGACCUUUUCAACUUCUGCUCCCGGAAGUUCAGCCUAAAGACCGUCCUGCUUUUGGCAGACCAGAUGAUAAGUCGCAUUGAGUACAUCCACUCAAAGAAUUUCAUCCACCGGGAUGUUAAGCCCGACAACUUCCUAAUGGGGCUUGGCAAGAAGGGUAACCUGGUGUACAUCAUCGACUUUGGCCUGGCCAAAAAGUACCGCGAUGCCCGCACGCACCAGCACAUCCCUUACAGGGAGAACAAGAACCUGACUGGCACAGCGCGCUACGCCUCCAUCAACACACAUCUUGGAAUUGAGCAGUCCAGACGCGACGACCUGGAGUCUCUUGGCUACGUCCUCAUGUACUUCAACCUGGGCUCCCUCCCCUGGCAGGGCCUCAAGGCCGCCACCAAGAGACAGAAGUAUGAGCGAAUCAGUGAGAAGAAAAUGUCCACUCCCAUCGAGGUUCUUUGCAAAGGAUACCCUUCUGAAUUCUCCACGUACCUGAAUUUUUGCCGUUCACUCCGUUUUGAUGACAAGCCUGACUACUCGUACCUGCGACAGCUCUUCAGGAAUCUGUUCCACCGCCAGGGUUUCUCCUAUGACUAUGUUUUUGACUGGAACAUGCUCAAAUUUGGCGCGAGUCGAACAGCCGAGGACGGGGAGCGGGAGAGGAGGACGGGAGAUGAGAGGGACGAGCGAAUCGGAGGGGCCCCGAGGGGCUCUGCGUCGCGGGGCCUGCCCCCGGGCCCCCUGCCCGCCGCUGCCAACCGAGUCAGGAACGGGCCAGAGCAGGCCGUCUCCAACCCCGCCUCACGGGUCCAGCAGUCUGGGAACACGUCGCCUCGCGCAAUUUCUCGCGCGGAGAGGGAGCGGAAGGUGAGCAUGCGGCUCCACCGCGGGGCCCCCGCCAACGUGUCGUCCUCCGACCUCACAGCCCGGCAUGACCAGUCCAGAAUUUCCACGUCGCAGGUCAGCGUGCCGUUUGAGCACAUGGGGAAGUAGGAUUCUUUGGCUCUGCAUGCACAUGAAACUGACAGGGCUGCAAGGUAUAUUCAUCGCUCCGAUUUCUUUUUUCCUUUUUGUUUUUACCUUGUCUUAUGAAAUUUAAUAAAUGGCAAUGGACACGAGGAGCUUUGUAAAAAAGGACAGUGAAUCUUUUAAGGAUCCGGGGACGUACGUGGCGGUUUCCAACACGCACUCUUUCAAGAACUUUUUUUGCUGAACAGAGGACCACCACAAUACAAUAAGCCAACGAAUGACGGCCCGACACCUUUUUGACUCCAUGGUUGCUCAUACCAGCUCCAUUCCGCAAAAUGUCCAUUUCCCUCUGUACCUUCUGUCAGACACGUGUGAAGAGCAGUCUGCGUCAAAUACGCAGAUAUAUGUGCGGGACGUGCGCAUGAUUCUCGUUCCACUUAGUGAUUUGAUAUAUGCUUAGCGAAGAUUUGUCUUUUUCAGUUCAACACGGCGGGAAAAACAACGUUUCGGUGUGUGUUACCGUUUAUCCUUCAUGAGGACAUCUUAAAUUGGAGCUUGUUAUUAGUUUCCUUUUUGGCAUUUUCUUUUUUUUGUAAGAGGAAAAACCGCUAAAAGAUGGAACAAAUGGGGGGAGGAAGGUGAGCGGGGUGGUGGACAAAGAGGAAGGUCGCGUCGGAAAGGAUAAGCAAGUGGUGAUUUAGCUGUUGUAAUGUUUCUGGUGACGUAGCAGUUGGUGCCGGCUUGCCCUUCUUCCACCUUGUGAUUAUUUACUGUCCCUCAGAACUCAGCCACCAAAACCUCCACCGCCCCUUACUUUGCCCGCCUCGACUUGCGUGCCUCCUUUUGGCCCCCAUGCGAGCGGUGAGGUGAAGAAUGAGCAUAGAUAUCGCAAAGACACACUCCGCGUCUUGAGGGAAGCUCCUCAGGAAAGUCUCGGUGUAUUUGAGCGGAGACCAUAGCUGCCCGUGUUGCCUGUCGGACAUGGCUGCAGUUUUUAUGAUAGUUCUAAAUGUUACCUUUUUUUAAAUUCUUUUUGUUAUUGAAGGUCAUGGGAGGGGAUGAGCAGGCCCUGUAGGGGGGAGACGUCAAAUGAUUUUGUCUUUUUUUUGUUUUUAAUGUUUACUUCACUGUAAAUAUGUUUUAAUUUUGAUGUAAAUCCAAAAUGUGGUUACUUGUUUUAAGUAGAAAAAUGCAUACUAAUGAGAUAAAUCUGGCCUGGGUCCAGAAUUUUUAGGUAUUUGAAGGACUAAAUUGUGGAAUGGGCUGCUGUUCCUUUGCCAGCUGGGUCAUCCGAUACUGUGUGUUUGUGAGAGCGAGUGAUGCAGUGAAUCCCUGCUAAUAAUACAAUACUCGUUUAGUCUUUUUAUGCCUAUUCCCCAUCUCUGCUAUUUAUGUUAAACUAUAUAGAUUUUAUUUGUCUGAAAUAACCUUGUCCUUUUGUUCUCAUUUUUGUUUAGUUUUAUCUUCCCGCAUUGUUUUAGAAAGUGUUCUGUUUUGUUCUUCCCCUGCGCAUCAAAGGUUGUCGGCCUCAUGUAACACACAGGGCUCAAUAUUCCUUCUGCACAACGAUAUAUUUAGUUUGUCACUUUUUGGAUUUCGAUCUCCAGCAACUUUGAUGAUGUCAUUCGCAGUAAAAAAUAACAUGCAAUUCCAGGGAUGUGUAAAUAGCAGUGUACCGUGUGUGAUCACCUUUGUACAGGCCGCCAUGACCCAGUGGCAGAGGAACCGUUUUGGUUGGCAAUGGUAGAAAAGUGGUUGAUGGGGAUUUCACUUUAUGUAUUGUGUACGGAUAUCUUGUACAGUUCUUUAACAAGCUUUAUUUACAACAGUAUUUGUGUAUAUUUUAUGAGGUAAUAAAAAUGAACGUUGCUCACAA
Molecule: messenger RNA, 3455 nt
Organism: Gasterosteus aculeatus aculeatus (three-spined stickleback)
Lineage: Eukaryota; Metazoa; Chordata; Actinopteri; Perciformes; Gasterosteidae
Product: casein kinase I
Biological process (GO): protein phosphorylation
Molecular function (GO): protein kinase activity; ATP binding
Source: RefSeq, a predicted model, not a curated record